Molecule: messenger RNA, 1194 nt
Organism: Fusarium tjaetaba
Lineage: Eukaryota; Fungi; Ascomycota; Sordariomycetes; Hypocreales; Nectriaceae
Product: actin cytoskeleton-regulatory complex END3
Exons: 3
Coding region: 1-1194 (397 amino acids)
Biological process (GO): endocytosis; actin filament organization; endosomal transport
Cellular component (GO): plasma membrane; nucleus; actin cortical patch
Molecular function (GO): protein binding; calcium ion binding
Source: RefSeq, a predicted model, not a curated record
AUGGCUCCCAAGAUCGAGGCGCAGGAAAUUGAGACGUACUGGAAUAUCUUCUCUACGCGAACAGGAGGCGGCAAGUUCCUUACAGGUGAACAAGCCGCUCCUGUUCUGAAGAACAGUGGCCUCCGAGAUGAUCAGCUAGAACGAGUGUGGGAUCUUGCGGACGUGGAUAAUGAUGGAAAUCUUGAUUUCGAGGAGUUUUGCGUUGCCAUGCGCAUUAUCUUUGAUAUUCUCAACGGAGAAUACGCGGAUGUGCCGACAACAUUGCCCGACUGGCUUGUCCCUGAGUCCAAGGCUCAUCUCGUGCAGGCUGGCCAAGCUAUCACCGGAAAGUCAGUACAGUUCGAGCAGGUUGAGGACGACUCGGAAGACCUGGGGCUCAAAGACGGAUUCGAGUGGUACAUGAAGCCUGCGGACAAGGCCAAAUACGAGCAAAUCUACCAGGAAAACCGAGAUAUGCGCGGCGAGGUGGAUUUCCAUGCGCUCAGUGAUCUUUACGAGUCCCUUGACGUUCCCGAUACUGAUGUCCGAUCCGCCUGGAAUCUGAUCAACCCCUCGGCGCAAUCGACUAUCAACAAAGAUGCUUGUCUCGCAUUCCUACAUAUCCUCAACUACCGACACGAGGGUUUCCGAAUUCCCCGUACCGUUCCGGCCUCGCUUCGAUCGAGCUUUGAGCGCAACCAGAUUGAUUAUCAAGUCGACAAUCAGCGAACAGGCGCUAACUCGCGUUGGGCCACCAAGGCCGACGAUACCACGAGCACCGGCCGCAAGGCUAAGUUUGGCGAUCAAUACCUAACGCGCCUGGGUCGAAGCGGCUUCAAGAGCUCGGGCACGGAUUUCUCGACGGAAAAGACGGAGGACUGGGAAGAGGUUCGACUGAAGCGCAAGCUCCAGGACCUCGAGGAUAAGAUAAAGAAGGUGGAGGAGAUCGCGGAACGCCGGAAAGGUGGCAAACGCGAUUCUAAGCCUGCACUUGUUAAGAAGGAACUCGAUCAAUUGCUCGAAUACAAGCGACGAGAACUUCGGGAAUUGGAAGAGGGAACUGGUAAGAGCGCGGCUGGAGGAAGUCUCAAGAGCAUACAGGAAGAUCUCCAGACAGUCCGGGAGCAGGUUGAGGGUCUAGAGAACCACUUGAGAACACGAGAGCAAGUUCUUGAGCAGAUCAGGCGGGAGAUUGAAGAUGAGAAGAGAGCAUAG